GUACCAGGAAGGGUUUGUGAUAAAUCAGCCGGACCAGUGAGAGUGAAGGAACAACAAGCAAAGAAUUGUACCAGGAAGGGUUUGUGAGGCGGAGACUCACGACAUCACAGCACGAGGAGUUGGAGGAGGAAGAGGAAAGACUGAAAUCGAAACUGAAACUUCAUCUUUGACAGAUGACAAAGAAGAUGAGUUGGAGGAAACUGCAGCUACAGUGAAGAUUGAUCCAGUGAAUAAACCUGGUGAAAGUGAACAACAUGGAGACAGAACAGACGGAGAGUCUGAAAUCAAGUCUUUAUCAUCCAAUGGGAAAGACUUUUUGCUUUUAACUGCCAAUAUGAGCUCUACAGAGGACAAUAAAACACUGAUGGACACAAGUCCACCAUCGCAACCUAAUGAAUUGAAUCCAGAGCUUACUCUUGUGUUAAUUGGUGACACAAAUUCUAUUAAGGUGGGACCGGAAAAUAUCUUGCUUGCCAACGAUGAGCAGACACAUAUGCAGCAUCUGUCACCCAAACUGUAUGAUCUGUGUGGUCGACACAUCUCUGUGAUCAACAUGCUUGGUCAGCAAAACACUGAGAACCUCCUGCUAAAUCAGGGAGCUCAUGUUUUUCUCCUGAUAUUACCAAAUAGUCUGGAUAGCAGCCAACAUAGUGCAGGAGUGCAGUGGUUGGAAAAGGCUUUUGGGAAAGAGUCACUUUCUUAUUUAAUAACAGUUGUGACUCAUGAUGCAGAUGCAGAGUGUGAAAGUGCACUGACAGAUUUGAAAGCUAACACAGGUUUUGAUGAAAAAAGGUACCACGCAUGCACUAAAACUAUGACAGAUGUUAAGGAAAUGACAGCACUGCUGGAAAAAAUAGAUGUUAUGGUCUCUGAAAAGAAGCCAAACUGCGGCAGCAGAGGGACGCUGGAUGAGAAUGAUGAGCAAAAACAUGUGGACUUCAAAUCAAACACAGAAGAAGGGACGGAUUCCUCAGAGUUUCAGCAAAAUCAGACAGGUUGUCCUGCAGAAGAUGAGGGGAAGAGUUCAUCUAACGUCAAAGUGAAGAGUGACCUGCUGAAUGAACCCGGUGAUGUUGAGCACUCAAAUAAUGAUGACAGCACAGUGGCAAAAGAAGAUGAGUUGGAGGAAACUGCAGCUACAGUGAAGAUUGAUCCAGUGAAUAAACCUGGUGAAAGUGAACAACAUGGAGACAGAAAAGACAGAGAGUCUGAAAUCAAGUCUUUAUCAUCCAAUGGGAAAGACUUUUCGCUUUUAACUGCCAAUAUGAGCUCUACAGAGGACAAUGAAACACUGAUGGACACAAGUCCACCAUCGCAACCUAAUGAAUGGAAUCCAGAGUUUACUCUUGUGUUAAUUGGUGACACAAAUUCUAUUAAGGUGGGACCGGAAAAUAUCUUGCUUGCCAACGAUGAGCAGACACAUAUGCAGCAUCUGUCACCCAAACUGUAUGAUCUGUGUGGUCGACACAUCUCUGUGAUCAACAUGCUUGGUCAGCAAAACACUGAGAACCUCUUGCUAAAUCAGGGAGCUCAUGUUUUUCUCCUGAUAUUACCAAAUAGUCUGGAUAGCAGCCAACAUAGUGCAGGAGUGCAGUGGUUGGAAAAGGCUUUUGGGAAGGAGUCACUUUCUUAUUUAAUAACAGUUGUGACUCAUGAUGCAGAUGCAGAGUGUGAAAGUGCACUGACAGAUUUGAAAGCCAACACAGGUUUUGAUGAAAAAAGGUACCACACAUGCACAAAAAGUAUGACAGAUGUUUAUGAAAUGACAGCACUGCUGGAAAAAAUAGAUGUUAUGGUCUCUGAAAAGAAGACAUACUGCGGCAGCAGAGGGACGCUGGAUGAGAAUGAUGAGCAAAAACAUGUGGACUUCAAAUCAAACACAGAAGAAGGGACGGAUUCCUCAGAGUUUCAGCAAAAUCAGACAGGUUGUCCUGCAGAAGAUGAGGAGAAGAGUUCAUCUAACGUCAAAGUGAAGAGUGACCUGCUGAAUGAACCCGGUGAUGUUGAGCACUCAAAUAAUGAUGACAGCCCAGUGGCAAAAGAAGAUGAGUUGGAGGAAACUGCAGCUACAGCAAAGAUUGAUCCAGUGAAUAAACCUGGUGAAAGGGAACAACAUGGAGACAGAAAAGACAGAGAGUCUGAAAUCAAGUCUUUAUCAUCCAAUGGGAAAGACUUUUCGUUUUUAACUGCCAAUACAGGCUCUACAGAGGACAAUAAAACACUGAUGGACACAAGUCCACCAUCACAACCUAAUGAAUUGAAUCCAGAGUUUACUCUUGUGUUAAUUGGUGACACAAAUUCUAUUGAGAUUGGACCGGAAAAUAUCUUGCUUGCCAACGAUGAGCAGACACAUAUGCAGCAUCUGUCACCCAAACUGUAUGAUCUGUGUGCUCGACACAUCUCUGUGAUCAACAUGCUUGGUCAGCAAAACACUGAGAACCUCCUGCUAAAUCAGGGAGCUCAUGUUUUUCUCCUGAUAUUACCAAAUAGUCUGGAUAGCAGCCAACAUAGUGCAGGAGUGCAGUGGCUGGAAAAGGCUUUUGGGAAAGAGUCACUUUCUUAUUUAAUAACAGUUGUGACUCAUGAUGCAGAUGCAGAGUGUGAAAGUGCACUGACAGAUUUGAAAGCCAACACAGGUUUUGAUGAAAAAAGGUACCACACAUGCACAAAAAGUAUGACAGAUGUUAAGGAAAUGACAGCACUGCUGGAAAAAAUAGAUGUUAUGGUCUCUGAAAAGAAGCCAUACUGCGGCAGCAGAGGGACGCUGGAUGAGAAUGAUGAGCAAAAACAUGUGGACUUCAAAUCAAACACAGAAGAAGGGACGGAUUCCUCAGAGUUUCAGCAAAAUCAGACAGGUUGUCCUGCAGAAGAUGAGGGGAAGAGUUCAUCUAACGUCAAAGUGAAGAGUGACCUGCUGAAUGAACCCGGUGAUGUUGAGCACUCAAAUAAUGAUGACAGCCCAGUGGCAAAAGAAGAUGAGUUGGAGGAAACUGCAGCUACAGCAAAGAUUGAUCCAGUGAAUAAACCUGGUGAAAGGGAACAACAUGGAGACAGAAAAGACAGAGAGUCUGAAAUCAAGUCUUUAUCAUCCAAUGGGAAAGACUUUUCGUUUUUAACUGCCAAUACAGGCUCUACAGAGGACAAUAAAACACUGAUGGACACAAGUCCACCAUCACAACCUAAUGAAUUGAAUCCAGAGUUUACUCUUGUGUUAAUUGGUGACACAAAUUCUAUUGAGAUUGGACCGGAAAAUAUCUUGCUUGCCAACGAUGAGCAGACACAUAUGCAGCAUCUGUCACCCAAACUGUAUGAUCUGUGUGCUCGACACAUCUCUGUGAUCAACAUGCUUGGUCAGCAAAACACUGAGAACCUCCUGCUAAAUCAGGGAGCUCAUGUUUUUCUCCUGAUAUUACCAAAUAGUCUGGAUAGCAGCCAACAUAGUGCAGGAGUGCAGUGGCUGGAAAAGGCUUUUGGGAAAGAGUCACUUUCUUAUUUAAUAACAGUUGUGACUCAUGAUGCAGAUGCAGAGUGUGAAAGUGCACUGACAGAUUUGAAAGCCAACACAGGUUUUGAUGAAAAAAGGUACCACACAUGCACAAAAAGUAUGACAGAUGUUAAGGAAAUGACAGCACUGCUGGAAAAAAUAGAUGUUAUGGUCUCUGAAAAGAAGCCAUACUGCGGCAGCAGAGGGACGCUGGAUGAGAAUGAUGAGCAAAAACAUGUGGACUUCAAAUCAAACACAGAAGAAGGGACGGAUUCCUCAGAGUUUCAGCAAAAUCAGACAGGUUGUCCUGCAGAAGAUGAGGGGAAGAGUUCAUCUAACGUCAAAGUGAAGAGUGACCUGCUGAAUGAACCCGGUGAUGUUGAGCACUCAAAUAAUGAUGACAGCCCAGUGGCAAAAGAAGAUGAGUUGGAGGAAACUGCAGCUACAGCAAAGAUUGAUCCAGUGAAUAAACCUGGUGAAAGGGAACAACAUGGAGACAGAAAAGACAGAGAGUCUGAAAUCAAGUCUUUAUCAUCCAAUGGGAAAGACUUUUCGUUUUUAACUGCCAAUACAGGCUCUACAGAGGACAAUAAAACACUGAUGGACACAAGUCCACCAUCACAACCUAAUGAAUUGAAUCCAGAGUUUACUCUUGUGUUAAUUGGUGACACAAAUUCUAUUGAGAUUGGACCGGAAAAUAUCUUGCUUGCCAACGAUGAGCAGACACAUAUGCAGCAUCUGUCACCCAAACUGUAUGAUCUGUGUGCUCGACACAUCUCUGUGAUCAACAUGCUUGGUCAGCAAAACACUGAGAACCUCCUGCUAAAUCAGGGAGCUCAUGUUUUUCUCCUGAUAUUACCAAAUAGUCUGGAUAGCAGCCAACAUAGUGCAGGAGUGCAGUGGCUGGAAAAGGCUUUUGGGAAAGAGUCACUUUCUUAUUUAAUAACAGUUGUGACUCAUGAUGCAGAUGCAGAGUGUGAAAGUGCACUGACAGAUUUGAAAGCCAACACAGGUUUUGAUGAAAAAAGGUACCACACAUGCACAAAAAGUAUGACAGAUGUUAAGGAAAUGACAGCACUGCUGGAAAAAAUAGAUGUUAUGGUCUCUGAAAAGAAGCCAUACUGCGGCAGCAGAGGGACGCUGGAUGAGAAUGAUGAGCCAAAACAUGUGGACUUCAAAUCAAACACAGAAGAAGGGACGGAUUCCUCAGAGUUUCAGCAAAAUCAGACAGGUUGUCCUGCAGAAGAUGAGGGGAAGAGUUCAUCUAACGUCAAAGUGAAGAGUGACCUGCUGAAUGAACCCGGUGAUGUUGAGCACUCAAAUAAUGAUGACAGCCCAGUGGCAAAAGAAGAUGAGUUGGAGGAAACUGCAGCUACAGUGAAGUGGAAGGCCGACGGUGGUGGUUCUCCUGGGUGGUCGUGGUCCUGUGUGCUGUGUGAUCCCUUUUUAAGAUUUUAUUUGUUUACACGUCACCUUUUGCUGUGUGUGUGGGGUGUCCUCCUUUUCCUUUUGGAUGUCACUUCCCCUACCAAACCCCUCCUCCAGCCGAGUGACCUGCUGAUUGAACCCGGUGAUGUUGAGCACUCAAAGAAUGAUGACAGCCCAGUGGCAAAAGGUGCUGCAGAUGAGGUUACACAUGAAGACAAGGACAAGGUCGGUAAAAUGCCAAAUUCUGCGAAGAUUUCUGAAGAGAUCGACAAGGAAAAUCCACACCAAAGAGUAACUGAAACACUGCUCAGACUUGAUCUUCAAGACAAACAUCAACAGAAGUUGACUUCAGAAGAUUUUCUCAAAAUUGGUCCAGCUAUGAAAAAGUACCAUGUGACUUCAGAGAAAGAAUUAACAAAUACAUUUCUUCACAAGCUUCUCAUGUUAGACUACAGAGCCAGAUAUAUUCCUGUUAAACAAGAGAUUCCCGAGGUGAGUGAUUCAAAACCUAUUCAAGUGUGUGAUAGUGCUGAAGUAGAGGACAUAGAUGAUAUGGAUGAUUUUUUUAGCACAAGUGAAGACACUAAACAAACAAAAGAGACUCAUUUGCAUCCAAUGGACAUUCAAAUGGCAGUAUUUCACUGUUCAGACAGCUUCCUCAAGCAGAACAUUGUAUCAAAGCUCUCACAAUGUCAGUAUGCUUUACCUUUGCUUGUUCCUGACCCAGUUACGAUGGAUAUUGAGUGUCCUCUUUGGACAUUCAGAAAAAUAACAAAAAGCUGGAAGACAACUGAUAUCCAAACUGACAGCAAAAUAAUGAAGAGCAUGCCCAUCUGCAAAGCCAAGACACCCAUGGUGUCAUUUUUGCGACUGGAUUCACUAUCAGUGUCAAAAUCUCAGCUGAUAAACACGUUGAUCAACGACCGUCACAGCACUUUCUUCCACAAACACCUUCAAGGAAGCAACAAAACUCGCCACUUGGUGGAUGGCAUGGCAGAGAUUGCCUGGUACUGCCCGACUGGAUGCAAUGAUGCCUUCAAUGACUGUGUUGCCUUCUGUAAUCUCCAUGGUGAUGCUCUGUUGUUUGAGAAACAGCGUGACAUACUUAUUGAAAAAUCUUCAGUUAAUGUUGUGCUUGUACCAACUCUGGAAAAGGGUCACAAAAGUUGGGGAGUAAUCGAGGCUCUCUGGAAACGUCUAAAGCCUCUCAUUAUUCUCAUUACUGAUACUGACGGUGGUAAAGAUCAGAAGAAACAGGGCAGAUACAAAAUAAGUCUAAAAGACAGAAGUCAUUCAGAUAUUACUGAAGAACUGAAAACAAUCAUUGGACACAUUUUGUAUGAGUCACAUACAUCCUUCCAGCUUGAAAGUAUGGCAGAGUUCCCUGGAAUCAGAGUGGAUGAAGAUGACCCAGUCUGCCGAAAAGGGAAAUCUGCUGCAUUGGAAAUGAUGAAUUUGCUUAAGAAGAUACAGGAUGUCACAGAAAUCAAAAGCAAAUUCCUCCCUUGUCAAGGCCAAUUGUGGCAUGAGUGGAGCAGAAUAAAAAAAGAGCUGUACCACCUGACAGGACAGAUUGAGUUUGAGAAAUCUAAAAAGGAAAAUGAACUGAUAAAAAUACGACAAGAUCAGUGCAAACAUUCCUGUAGUGAGCUGAUAAAGCUGUUUACUGAUAAUCUUUUGUCUCUGUCAUCAACUGAGAGACAGUAUUUCCUGAAAUGGACUCAGAUCUUCCUUGAUGACCAUGUUACUGAUGAUCUGUCUGUAAUUCUGCAAAACUAUGAUAAAAAAUGGUCUGAGGUCUUGGCUCUGAAAAAGAAACACAACAAAUCUGACCUUUUCAAAAGCAAACAAACUGAGCUUGAACAAAUAUCAACAAAACUCCAGUCAGCAUCUUUUGGUUUGGAGCACAUCUUUAGAGAAAUGGGGCAGAUCUAUGAAGCCCAUAAAUCUCAGAAGAAACGAGAAUGCAAACAUACAGACUGGUUUAAAUACCCCGAGCUUGCUGCAGAGCUGAUGUUAUCAGGACACCCAAUGGAGCUUAUGGAUGGUGAUGCAGGUAAUGUCCCGCUGACAUGGAUCUCUAGUCUUUUAGAUGAGGUCAUCAAAAAACUAGGUGAUAAGAGAGUUUUUGUUCUUUCAGUUUUGGGAAUACAAAGCAGUGGAAAAUCAACAAUGCUGAAUGCCAUGUUUGGGUUAGAGUUUGCAGUGAGUGCUGGCAGGUGCACCAAGGGAGCCUUCAUGCAGCUGGUUAAAGUGUCUGAGGAGGUCAAGGAGAAAUUCACGUUUGACUACAUUCUUGUGGUAGACACGGAAGGACUACGUGCUCUUGAGUUAGGCAGUGCCACUCUUCACCAUGACAAUGAACUGGCAACAUUUGUUGUUGGUCUGGGAAACCUGACAUUGAUCAACAUCUUUGGCGAGAAUCCAGCUGAGAUGCAAGAUGUUCUGCAGAUUGUUGUGCAGGCCUUCAUGAGGAUGAAGAAAGUUAAUCUUUCUCCAAGUUGCAUGUUUGUUCACCAGAAUGUUACAGAUAUUACAGCUGUAGAGAAAACCAUGGAUGCAAAGAGACGUCUGCAAGACAAACUGGACCAGAUGGCUCAACUUGCUGCCAAAGAGGAGGUGUGUGAUGUGGAAUAUUUCAGUGAUGUCAUUGCAUUUGAUGUUGAAAAGGAUGUGAAAUACCUUGCCCAACUAUGGGAAGGAAGUCCACCUUUGGCUCCCCCAAAUCCAGGUUAUUGUGAGAGUGUCCAGGAGCUAAGGAGCAUGAUCCUCUCUAAAGCUUCAGAUUCUGCUGGGAUUACUCUGUCACAGUUUAAAAUCAAAAUCCAGGAUCUUUGGAAUGCCCUUCUGCAAGAAAACUUUGUUUUCAAUUUCAAAAACACAUUUGAAAUUGCAGUGUACAGAAAACUUGAGGUCCAGUUUGGGAAAUGGACCUGGAUCCUGAGGAGCAACAUGUUGACCAUUGAAAACCAGCAGUAUAACUGCAUUGAAAAUGGAAUUACUGACAAAGUUGAGCUCACUCUUCUUAAUGAAAAAAUGAGCAAAACCUAUGAAGAAACCAAAGAAGAAAUUCAAAAGUAUUUUGAUCAUGACAAAGACAAAGAAAUAUUGGUUCAGUGGCGAGGACGAUUUGAAAGCAAAAUCAGAGAUUUUCAUGAGGAACUGGUAAAGGAAACAAAAAGAAAAUUGGAUGAAAUCAUCCAACAGAAGAAUGCAUGUAAAAAGCUAAAUGAUGAGAAGACAGAGUUUGAGAACAAGCUUCUGCAGAAGAGCAAAGAGCUCGCUCAUCAGUUAAAAGACAAGGGACAAGAUGAAAAGGAAUUAAAAAAGCAGUUUGACCAUGUUUGGAAAGGCUGGGUGGACGAACUAACUUCAGAUACAAAACCUAUUGAAGACAUCAACUUUGAAAAAGAACAGAACAAGGUCUUGACUGACCUUGGUAUUGAAUGGUAUCUCAUGUAUGACUCCAAACGCUGUGGCAGACAUAAAGAAUUACCAGUGUGUGGGACUUAUUCUGAUUACAUCACUCCAAAGACGUUGGUUGGAAAGAUAAAGAAGCUAUUCUAUCAUGACCACGAACAAAUCAGAUCCUUCAUUGCCAGAGUUGAACAACAGUCCAUUGAUAAUAUUAAGACUAAACCGGUAAUCACAAGAGGUUUCCAAUCAACUUACUUACAAGAAGUGGCCAACAAUGUUAUAAAAGAAGUAACAGAACUUGAAGCAGAGCUGGAAUGCAAAGCAAAGAAGGAGUUUAAAGUUGAUCUCUUACUGUAUGUGUUUGACAGAGCAACAAUUUGGCUUUCAGAGUCUCACAAGAAAUUCAAGAUCAACAAUGAUGCCAUUGCUUACCUUGAGGGCAAGAAAACACAGUAUUAUGAUAUUUUUAAAAGCUUCUGCAAAGGACACUCCUCUGCUGUUGUGUUUGGAAAAGUGAUCUGUGAAAAACUCCGGUCUGCUACUGCUCAGGCAGUCUUUACUAAGACUGCCAUUGAUCUUGCUGGAGAGAUGAAAUGUAAUUUCCCAGCAUUCAAUGGGAACCGGUUGGUCUUGGAGAAACAUGUGUUGAAGUCACUGGCAGAGAAAGGCUCAUUUAAAGACUACAUUAAUUACAUUCAGCGGCCAAGAAAACAUGUAGAGUCUUAUAUUGAAGAGCAAGUGAAGAAAUAUAUCUUCACAGAUCAUGAAGACAGAACAAUGGAUAUACGGGAAAAAAAUGCUGAAGACAUCAAAAGAGUGGUAAAUCAAGCUUUAUUUACUGCAUCGAAAAAUGUCAAAACCCAGAGAGGAAGCACAGACCUGUGGCUGAAGGAAUUUUCCAGUUUGCUAAAAGAUGAACUGACCAUUGGUGAUAUUUCUUCUGAAAAUUUCAGUGACAUUACCAACUUCGACUUUCUAAAGGACGAAAUAAAGACAGGAUUUGAAUCCAUCAUUGAAGAAACAAACAAACUCCCACUGAAUGAAAUGAAGGAAUCCAGACUGAAGCCUGAGAAAAUCCUCAUUGAUCAGUUGUGCAAUUGUUGCUGGGUAACGUGUCCUUUCUGUGCAGCUGUUUGCACCAACACCCUGAAAGAUCACAGCCCUAAUGAUCACAGUGCACCUUUUCAUCGAUCCGAUGCAGUACAGGGUUGGCAUUACAGAAACACAGUGGAAAUGUCAGUUGAUUUCUGCACAACAAACGUUGCCAGCUUUGGAUUCUUUUACCCUCAUCAUGAUUCAGAAAAGUUCAUUCCCUAUAAAUGGUACCGAACUGGUGGCCCAAAGUAUGCUCGUUGGAACAUUACCCCUGAUGACUCUGAACUGCCAUACUGGAAAUGGUUUAUAUGUCAAUAUCAAAAUCAACUAGAAGAACACUACAAAUUAAAAUUUCAGGGAUGGGGAAAAAUUCCUGAAAACUGGAAAAAAAUCUCAAAAGAAGAAGCUAUUGAAAGUCUGGAUGAACUGUUCAGUUUGUGAGAGGCCACAAACAAAUGCAGCUCUGCUCAUCAUACUGGUUUGUUUUUGACUCAUUUUCAUGACGCAAACUUAAAAAAAAAUGGCCUCAAUGAAUAAACGCAAAUUAAAUGAGUCAUGGGUGACUAUGGGGAGUUUCAUGCUAAUGUAAAGAUCUUCUUAACUCAAAACUUAAAGGGAAAAAAAGACCAGAAGAGCAAUGUGACCAUGUAUUGCAUGAAAAAAAAGAUAUGGUAUAUGCAUUAACGUUCAAAGUAACUUUUUUUUGGUUAUUGCUAUAUAAAGAUACAUUAAUUGAUUUAUGCCAUGGACAGAAAAAACUUUCAUUUUUAUAUUUCAGCUUUUUUCUUGUAUAAUUUUACCUUUUGUGUGGUUGUAAGGUUGCUGUUUUUUAAUUUUUGUUAUACAGAUAUAUGUACCUUGACACGAUAAAUCAUUUUUGAAGUGAGAAAAUAGAUGUUAAUUAACAUUUCAAUUCAAAUGAAAGAAUGAGUUAUUUUUCUUUUAUUGUUACCUUUAUGACUUUGUUUAGAUUUUAUUUUAUUGUGGUUUGAUUUGCAAUUUAUGAUGUAAAUGAAAAGUAACCUAUGGUUCUAGUCAUAUUAUUGUUUAACAUAUGCUUUGUCAUCCAUCUCUCCAUUUUCUACCACUUUAUCCUCCAUAUGAGGGUCGAGGGGGAAGCUGGAGCCAUGUAAUCAAUAUUUUUUUCUGAUUUUAAUGUCAAGAUAUGAAGAAAGAGUUGUGUUUGUGCAGUCCUGGUAAUUGACACUCUUUAGAGAUUAUAACAAGCUUAAAUAUGUAAUGUCUUUCUUGAUUUAUUUGAUGUAAGUACACACCAGGAACCUUCAGGGAAGCAUUCAUUACAUGAUAGAUGACUUUUUAAAGUCUGGUAUCAUCUGACCUCCUGGUUAAUACUAGAUGGACAUUUGUCAGCUCAUGGUGUUUUUAUAUUCGAGAAAAACAUUUAAUAAAAAAAAAUCAUAUUGCA
Messenger RNA from Solea solea (common sole), 10850 nucleotides. Its product is annotated as interferon-induced very large GTPase 1-like. The transcript has 37 exons. Gene Ontology annotation, molecular function: GTP binding. Bases 335 to 9865 code for a protein of 3176 amino acids. Lineage: Eukaryota; Metazoa; Chordata; Actinopteri; Pleuronectiformes; Soleidae. The record is from RefSeq and is a predicted model, not a curated record.